GAACGGUGAUAUAGGAACAACAUUUUUGUAUUAUUUUUUUAUACAACUUCCAUAGUUAUUAAAUGAGUAGAUGUCCGCGUGUUUCUCUUCUUCUUCUUCUCCCCUGCACCGAACAAGAGCCCCAGCCACCACCGACGCCCCCACUUGAGAGAAACCGAAUUUCCAGAUCUGUUCUGCUCUGCGUCUUCCUCCCUUGCUGUCCGCGAAUUUCUGCUGGGUGUGCAUCCUUCGACUUUUUUCUGAUUUCCCAAAAUUCCCCUGCACUUCCCGCCGGCCUCACCCAACCUCCAGCUUCGGUUCUUGCUGGAAAAAUUGUGGUUCUUGAUCCUUGGGGCACUUUAGUGCGUGGCUUGAGUCUCCGGUAUUACAUGAUUGAGGUAAGUAAAUUAUGGUAAGGCCCUUCGAUUUUAAAAGUGUAUUUUAACUUGUUUUUGAAGUGGUGGCAAGACUAAACGCGUUUUACACAAGUAUGAUUGAUUUGAAAUGAAAUUAUUAUUCUUUUUAUUGAUUUGAGCAUGCCUGCUUGGAGUUUAUUUAACUGCCCUGAUGAUCUGGAAAUUAUCUGUAAAGUAUGAUUUUCUGUUAACUUCUGCCUAUUUUGUUUCCGAUAUGGUCAUGUUAUUCAUGUGCCCGCUAGUGGGAGGUUUAUAAACGCUAGCACAUGUCGACAUGUUACUGAUAGAACCGGUUCAUUUCUGUUAUCCUGCUAGUGGGAUUAUACACUAGUAAAUCGUGUGCCUGCCAGUGGGAGGUUUAUAACACUGGCCAUGACCUAUAAAGGAGACGUCUAUUUCAUUCCCGUACUGUAUCCAUUUUUCUGAUUAUACUGGUUGGCAUGCUAUAAGUUUAAUAAGAGGCACUCCAUAUUUACUUACUGAGUUUAUCUCAUAGUUUUUCUUUGUCCACCAUUUCAGGAAUCGAAACCAAGGACGGGGAAACUACAGGAAGUGACGAGUUAGAAGGCUAGCCAUUUCGAGAUUGAUAUAGAUUUUAGAAAUAAAUCAUGCUUUUGUAGGAUAGAUUUUACCUUAAUUUAUGAGAUCAAAAUAGAUUUCGGUCAUUAGAUCAAUUAUUUGGAUUUAAGUCAUUUUGGAUAUAGAAAUAAAUUGAAAUAUUUGAU
Messenger RNA from Rubroshorea leprosula, 1120 nucleotides. The record is from the annotation of a GenBank genome assembly. NCBI's taxonomy places the organism in Eukaryota, Viridiplantae, Streptophyta, Magnoliopsida, Malvales, Dipterocarpaceae.